Molecule: messenger RNA, 2892 nt
Organism: Beauveria bassiana ARSEF 2860
Lineage: Eukaryota; Fungi; Ascomycota; Sordariomycetes; Hypocreales; Cordycipitaceae
Product: white-collar 1
Exons: 2
Coding region: 1-2892 (963 amino acids)
Biological process (GO): regulation of DNA-templated transcription
Cellular component (GO): nucleus
Molecular function (GO): sequence-specific DNA binding; protein binding; zinc ion binding
Source: RefSeq, a predicted model, not a curated record
AUGGAAGGAUACUACCCUCCCAAUCAUCUCCCUCCUCGGGAGCAGCAAAGGCAGCAGCAAAACAAUCCGAACCAGCAGCAGCAGCAGCAGCAGCAGCAGCAGCAGCAGCAACAAAUGCCACCGGGUAUGCCGCGCUCCAACACAUUCAACAACCAGAUGAUGGGCAACCCCACACUACUGCAGCGCCGCGCGAGCGCUUCUAUUGGCUUUGCGCCACAACAGUUGUCGGAUGCGGUAGAUGCCAGACGACUGUCGUUGGCGGCAGACAGAGUAGCUAUGAAUCCGCCACCAGCAACUGGGUCUAGCAACUUCAUGGGAUUUCAGCCUUCACCGCAACAGCUCAACAACUUCUCCAUGCUGGAUGCUUCCAAUAUGGGCAACAUCAUAGCUGAUGGUAAUAGCUUCCCGGGUAUCUCGCCCGAUGCCAUGGGUAACCUGGUAUCUGCUCAAUUUGCCAAUAUAAAUAUGGGAGCAAUGUUCUCCAACGCUGAUCCGGGCUCGAGUGCAGUACUCGAAGGCCAGAUUUCACCAAACGCUAUGCAGCUUUCCAUUACCUCUAACGAGACCAUGCAAUUCAACAACGGUACGCAAUAUAACGCUUUCACGAACCCACAGGACAAUACAGUUCCAGCUCCUCAGCAAAUGAACCAAGCCAAAACUGCCCAGGAUCCAUCUCAUGAUGCAAGGACUGGCGCGUCGGCCCCUGCUGUCGAUCAAGCGAUACAAUCGCUUCCCCGUCAUGAAUUAUCCGCCGGCUCCGCUGUUUCGCCCGCCCAAGAAAUGGCUCCAUCCACAGGAGCUACUCAGCCAAGCACUUCAUCUGUCGCCACGACCCCGAACGCUACAGCAAAUCUCAAGGAGCCCCGUGAAAAAUCGAUCUACUCUAAGAGUGGCUUUGAUAUGCUCAAGGCUCUCUGGCUCGUUGCGUCCAGGAAGAACCCCAAGAUCCAUCUAGGAGCAGUUGACAUGUCGUGCGCAUUUGUUGUGUGCGACGUAUCCAUGAAUGACUGCCCAAUCAUAUAUGUCUCUGAUAACUUUCAAAACUUGACUGGAUACAGUAGCCACGAUAUUGUUGGUCAAAACUGCCGUUUCCUUCAAGCCCCUGAUGGGAAAGUCGAAGCCGGGACCAAACGCGAGUUUGUUGACAAUGGUACAGUCUUCAAUCUGAAGAAAAUGAUACAAGAGAGACAAGAGGUUCAACAAAGUCUCAUCAACUACCGCAAGGGUGGCAAGCCGUUCCUGAACCUUCUUACGAUGAUCCCAAUACCCUGGGAUACAGAUGAGGUCCGCUAUUUCAUUGGCUUUCAAAUUGAUUUGGUUGAGUGUCCUGACGCCAUUGCCGGGUCUGAAUUUGGUGGCGUUGCCGUUAAUUACAAGCACAGCGAUAUUGGUCAGUAUAUUUGGACGCCGCCAUCCUCUGCGUUCUGGGAGGCCGACAACGGCCAGACUUUGGGUGUCGAUGAUGUGUCAACCAUUUUGCAACAGUUUAAUGCGAAGGGUAUCGCAUCAGAUUGGCAUCGACAGUCUUGGGACAAGAUGCUUCUCGAGAACUGUGACGAUGUCAUUCAGGUCCUUUCGUUGAAAGGCCUCUUUUUAUAUCUCUCCCCAGCCUGCAAACGCGUCCUUGAAUAUGACGCCGCAGAACUGGUUGGUAACUCGCUAUCAUCUAUUUGCCAUCCUUCUGAUAUUGUUCCUGUUACACGAGAACUCAAAGAUGCGACGACUGGAGAUCAAGUCAAUAUUGUUUUCAGGAUCCGAAGAAAGCAGAGCGGGUACACAUGGUUCGAGAGCCAUGGGUCCCUGUACGUUGAGCAAGGUAAAGGCCGCAAAUGUAUAAUACUUGUCGGCAGGAAACGACCUGUCUUCUCCAUCAGUCGUCGGAAUAUUGAAUCCAAUGGCGGCAUCGGAGAUAGCGAGAUGUGGACCAAACUUUCAACUUCUGGCACCUUUCUUUACGUAUCAUCGAACGUGCGGUCCCUUCUUGACUUGCAGCCGGAAUCACUUGUCGCCACAAGCAUUCAAGAGUUGAUGCGCAAAGAUUCGAGACCCGAGUUCGGCCGCACUUUGGAAAAGGCGCGACGUGGUAAGAUCGUGACAUGCAAACAUGAGGUCCUGAACAGGCGAGGCCAGGGCCUCCAAGCUCAAACUACACUCUAUCCUGGAGAUGCUAUUGAGGGACAGAAGCCAUCUUUCUUACUUGCACAGACGAAGCUGUUGAAAGCAUCGUCAAGAACGUUGGCACCAGCCACUUCAACAGCGGGUUCUAACGCCAGUAGAUCCGUACAUGGCCAGAUAUCUCAGCCCGCAGGAGGUGGUUUGGGACACGGAAAUCAGGAGGAAGCACUUGCAUCCGACGAUAAUAUAUUUGACGAGCUGAGGACAACAAAAUGUUCCAGUUGGCAGUUCGAGCUGCGUCAAAUGGAGAAAGUGAACAGAAUCCUAGCCGAAGAACUCGGUGGCCUCUUGUCAAGCAAGAAAAAAAGAAAAAGGCGCAAGGGAGUUGGUAAUGUGAUUCGAGAUUGUGCCAAUUGUCAUACGCGCAAUACGCCAGAAUGGCGUAGGGGACCAAGUGGCCAACGAGAUCUUUGCAACAGCUGUGGGUUGCGCUGGGCUAAGCAAAUGGGCAGAGUUUCACCGCGCAACUCAGUGCGCAAUGGCGAUACCCAAAGUGGGAAGUCUGCUUCGCCAAUACACUCGUCGCCGAUGCACAAGGAGGUGCCUGCAAGCGCCAACACACCCGAUCACCAAGUAAAGAGAUCGGCGACAACUGAUGUACCCGCCACUGUAGAUGCCAUAUCUCCCCCUACCACUAAUCAGCAAGCAACUCGCGCCGCCAGUGCCGGCACUGUGAUGGCGUCAAUUCAGGAAGAGCGUGAAACGAGCUUACCUUGA